Messenger RNA from Dromiciops gliroides (monito del monte), 5557 nucleotides. It is a transcript of the gene GAD2, whose product is annotated as glutamate decarboxylase 2. Gene Ontology annotation, cellular component: cytoplasm. Gene Ontology annotation, molecular function: pyridoxal phosphate binding; glutamate decarboxylase activity. Lineage: Eukaryota; Metazoa; Chordata; Mammalia; Microbiotheria; Microbiotheriidae. The record is from RefSeq and is a predicted model, not a curated record. Gene Ontology annotation, biological process: GABA shunt.
AAGCUGAGCGCAGCUGCUGCCUAUAGCGCUGCUGUUCACUUAGUACACACAUACAGAGUUACUGAGUGUGACACACUCACCCACCCACACGGUCACUCCGGGACUCCCCAGAGUGAUCUCUGCCUCCUUCACACACUCACGCGCUCAGACUCACGCACAAGCACGCAGGCAGUGAGCAGAUAGCUUCUCGCCUGCAGUUGGCACUCUCAUUUCCCUGUACCAGCUUCGCAGCGCGGAUGGCAUCUACGGGCUCUGGCUUCUGGUCCUUCGGGUCCGAAGAUGGCUCCGGAGACCCGGAGAACCCUAGCACAGCAAGAGCCUGGUGCCAGGUUGCCCAGAAGUUCACCGGAGGCAUUGGAAACAAACUCUGUGCCUUGCUGUAUGGAGACGCGGAAAAGCCGAUGGAAACCGGCAGCGAGAAGGAGACUCAGGGAUCAACGGAUAAAAAGACUGUCUGUACUUGCAAUCAGAAACCCUGUAGCUGCCCCAAAAUGGAUCUCAAUUACGCGUGUUUACACUCAACCGAUCUGUUGCCAGCAUGUAACGGAGAAGUGGCCACUUUGUCUUUUCUCCAAGAUGUAAUGGACAUUUUACUUCAGUAUGUGGUGAAGAGUUUCGAUAGAUCAACCAAGGUGAUUGAUUUCCAUUACCCGAAUGAGCUUCUUCAAGAAUACACAUUGGGAACUGGCAGUCAGCCCCAGACCCUGGAGAAUAUUUUGUCCAACUGCAGAACAACUCUAAAAUACGCCAUCAAAACAGGUCAUCCUAGAUAUUUCAAUCAGCUUUCUACUGGAUUGGAUAUGGUUGGAUUAGCAGCAGACUGGCUGACAUCAACAGCAAAUACUAAUAUGUUCACCUAUGAAAUUGCUCCAGUUUUUGUACUGUUGGAAUAUGUCACAUUAAGGAAAAUGAGAGAAAUUAUUGGCUGGCCUGGGGGCAGUGGAGAUGGGAUCUUUUCACCUGGUGGUGCCAUAUCUAACAUGUAUGCUAUGUUGAUUGCACGUUUCAAGAUGUUUCCAGAAGUCAAAGAGAAAGGAAUGGCAGCUAUUCCCAGACUGGUUGCCUUCACAUCUGAGCAUAGUCACUUUUCAGUAAAGAAGGGAGCUGCAGCCUUGGGGAUUGGAACAGACAGUGUGAUUCUGAUCAAAUGUGAUGAAAGAGGGAAAAUGAUCCCAUCUGAUCUGGAGAGAAGAAUCGUUGAAGCCAAACAGAAAGGAUUUGUUCCUUUCCUUGUGAGUGCCACUGCAGGAACCACAGUAUAUGGCGCAUUUGAUCCCCUUAUAGCUGUUGCUGAAAUCUGCAAGAAAUAUAAGAUCUGGAUGCAUGUGGACGCAGCUUGGGGUGGCGGACUACUGAUGUCCCAGAAACAUAAAUGGAAGCUUAAUGGUGUGGAAAGGGCCAACUCCGUGACAUGGAACCCUCACAAGAUGAUGGGCGUUCCUUUGCAGUGCUCAGCUCUGCUGGUUAGAGAAGAGGGGUUGAUGCAGAGCUGCAACCAGAUGCAUGCUUCGUACCUCUUUCAACAAGAUAAACACUAUGACUUGUCUUACGAUACUGGAGACAAGGCUUUACAGUGUGGGCGCCAUGUUGAUGUUUUCAAAUUAUGGCUAAUGUGGAGGGCAAAGGGGACCGCCGGAUUUGAAGCACAGAUUGACAAGUGUUUGGAGCUGGCAGAGUAUUUAUACAAUCUUAUAAAAAACAGAGAAGGCUAUGAAAUGGUAUUUGAUGGAAAGCCUCAGCACACAAAUGUCUGCUUCUGGUAUAUCCCCCCAAGUUUGCGGCACUUGGAAAACAAGGAAGAAAGAAUGAGUCGCCUCUUAAAGGUUGCCCCUGUGAUUAAAGCCAGAAUGAUGGAGUAUGGAACCACAAUGGUCAGCUACCAACCCUUGGGAGAUAAAGUCAAUUUCUUUCGCAUGGUCAUCUCAAAUCCAGCAGCAACUCAUCAAGACAUUGAUUUCCUGAUUGAGGAAAUAGAACGCCUUGGACAGGAUUUAUAAUCAUCCAGUCAACCAAGCUAUCCCAGCUCUCUAGCUAGACAAUUAAGUUGUCACAAACUGUGUGAAUGUAUUUGUAGUUUGUUCCAAAGUGAACCUAUUUCUAUAUUGUGGUGUCAAUGUAGAGUACAGUUUAAAAAACCAGGAAACAUUGCUCCUUUUAAAAGUCCUUCCUUAAGUUUGAGGAUGAAUACCUCUUUCAUAAUUAGCAGUACAAUUAAUAAGGAAAAGCUGAAAACUGUUCAAAAUGGUUCCCCCAAUUCCAGGAAAGUGAGCAAAGUUAGUAUGUAUUUUCGUUUCAGAGUAGUAGGGUUGAAUGGUGCCAAAUUUGCCCCCCAAGACUCAAAAUAUUCUUUGGGGUGCAGUAGGGAAAAAAGAUAACGCAAAUAUAAAAUGUAUGUUGAAAAUUAAAACUCUUGCCUUUUUCAUAGUAUUAGAAAAGAAUUUCUAAUUUACCUAUAGCAACAUUUCAAAUGUAUUUAAAUACAUAUAAUUUUACAAAAGGAAAUAUAUAUAUAUAAAGAAGAUCCUAUUUUGUAAAGUAUAGAUUUUUAUUUUAUAUGGGUUAUAAAAAAUUCCGGGGCAGAAAUGAAAAACUAAACAGAUUUGUUUUUCUUCCAAUGUAGGCACAUGAGAUAUUUAGUAAUGUUUAUUUUGAAACACAGACCCACAAAUUCUUAAAAUGUGGAACAACUUAUUUCUACAUGUCUCACAGCUUGUCACAUCUCUAAAGUUUAGUAUUUCAAAACCUCCCAAGAGCAUUGAAGCUCUUUAAAUUGCUAGAUCAGAUCAAUUACAGGCCAACAAUAGGGUACUCUUCCCAAUUAAGUAUUCCACAUGGUCUUCCCUCAGCGACCCACUUAGUACAUAGUAUUUGCCAAACCUCAAUCUAAGAUUCUAUUAAGAUGAUUUUCUUUCUUCUGCCUUCCAGUUCUUUCCUCCCCUGUAAACAGUUGAUGCUCAUUCUCAAAGCAUCUUCCCAAACAGCAUUGAAUAAUUAGGUCAUUUGGAUUAGGGAAAUGGAAAAUUAGGGACUGAGCAGAAGUGAUUGAAGAAUGUUCCUUAGAUGUGAUAAGCCAAGAAAAUUAAAUUCCCACUUGGCAGAAAAAAAAAAGAUCUAUGUAAAAAAAUUAAAAGAUCUUUCUAUAUGCUAUAUAACCUCCAGUAGGUGACCAGGAAGAAGUCAUUUACUUCACAGAGGCUUACUUAUCAUUCCCACUUAUCGUUAAUGAGAAGUUCACCAAUAUUGGGAACCUGGCAAGAGCAUUGAAAUAAUAUGGAUGACUCUUUUCCUCCCAUACAAACUUAAACUUUCCUAAAUUCCCAUAGUAAGUCAUCAUCGUGAGUAGACCUUUACUGUCUCCCCAAGAAUACAGAAUAGUGACCAAAAUACUUGGAGUAGCAGAUCCCCCAAGGUUGAAUAGCAAUUGAUUCUCCUAGGUCUCUCCUUGCAGCCUCUUAUAUUGGGGGUAUUAAGGUAAGUGCAUCUUAUGAAGCAACAACAUAUGAGGAAGUGGGCACAGAGAUAGUUCUCUGAGUUCAUAUGUGCAGACCCCAAUUACUUAUUUAUAUCAUCAAGCAGGCUCUCCUUUCCUCCACACCUGUUGAGAAAUUACUGAAGGUCAUAAAAUCUCUAUGGAUACAAAAACUCUAAGUGUGGAGAGGAAGGAAGAAUACUCAUGAAUAUGUAUCCUAAUACAGUUCUUGAUCAAAAUAUAUCAGAAAAAAGGCAAGAUUCCCUGCCUGAUAAUAGUAGCUAAAUAACUGUCUAGUGGGGUGAAAUAGCUAACUCUUGCAUCCUUUCUCCUAUGCUCCAUGCAAGACCUUGCUUUUAUUAUGUAUUUUAAAAAUAUAUGCUUAGGCAUACUUGACUUUUGGAUCCAGCUCUCCUAUUCCCCUAUCAAUGUAUUCAACUGGAGACAUUAGAAGAUAACUCUUUAUAUAUGCCUUUGUGUUUAUUCUCCUGAGGUACAAGAAUGUCAUUCGGAUAUUUGUUCUGCAGCCCAACUUCCUAUUCCUUCCUAUGAAUUGACUUUUCGGAUUCAGCAUAUGAUUAUAUGUUGUGAGCUUUUGUGAAAUGGACCAGCAAUUAAUUGUGAUUUUAUUAGACAAGAGCUCUAACCAGCCCAUCCUUCUUGAAGAAGACAAUGAAGCUCAAUAUCCUGAUCUCUUCCCUCUGUAGCCUGAGAUGCUCAUCCCUUCUGGUGCCAUCUGUUAACUCAGAGAAGAUGCCAAUUUCUGUGAUAAGCUAAUGGUAUUCAAAAAUUCAAAUCCUUGCACCUGAAAAUGAAAUUAUGGUCUAGUUUUUACUGAAAGGGUCCCUGCCUACCUAACCCCAAGGAGAGUGUUUCUCCAUAUUUAAGAGUAUUUUUGCUUAACACUGUGCUGCUAAGUCCCCAUCUAUCUAUGACCCAGUGAAUAAGGGCAAGAUCAAAAGCCCAAGUAGAGUAGAUUCAGUGACUUUCAAUUAAAAUAUUUUAAAGUUUGUCUACAUUCCCCCGGUAAAGAGAAAACAAGACUCUCUGAGAGUUAGCCCAGGUUCCCUUUGCCAAAUCCUACAUAUGUGAGACUGUUCUUUAUAACCCUUGGAAAGUUUUGGUUUUAGCUUUAAAUAGAAUCAACAUGGCCAUUUUUGUUUCUGAAGCAAUAUUGUGUUUCUUUCUUUCUUUAAAAUACUUGAAAAAAGUGCAGUGCGUUUUUAUUUUAUCUGAAAUGUAGAAACGGUACUGACUUUGUGUAAUGUCAUAAGAAUGUGAAGAAAGCAAGAAAAGGAAACAAAUUGUGUCUAUAAUUGUGUUGCCUUUUAUUCUAUUGAUAGUCCCGUCUUGUCACCUCAGAUUGAGGCUGUGCACUUUAGAUUUAAACUGUACAGUGUUGCAAAUCAACAUGUGUUGCUGUUUAAGCUUGUACAAUAUAUUAUGGAUAUGUCACUUUAUGUGUGGUAGCUGUAUUGAAUCUUGAUAUUGUAAGAACUACAUCCAUAUUUGUCCCUGUAUUAUCUCUUUGCUCAGUUGUCUGCCCUUCAUAUCAGCUCUAAUGCAGAACAUGCCCUUGCUGCUAACCCCCUUCCUGGGAGAUCCACUAUGACAAGAGUGGCGUGUUUUAAUGAAAAUCAAAGUAAGAGUCCCACUUUGUCUAGGAGGAUAGAAAAAAAACCCACAUUUACAGCAGUGUCCCUGACCUGCUGGAGUCAUUGAUAAUCCAUCUGCAGGGUAAAUAGAAUACAUUCUAUUUCUUAGACCAAGAGCAAAGGGCUUGGGUGAAGACAUAGUACUUGGAGAAGGAAGAGGGGGAUAAAUAACUUGGUUUCAUCUUGCACGUGCACUUCUGUUUUUCAAUGCUAUGUACAAACACUGUAUAUUUAUAAGUUAUGUGUGCCACAACACAGGACACAUCAGGUCUUUCAGGAGGUCAUGGGUAUUUUCCCUCACUACUUCAUUUCCUGCAGCCAGAAAAAAGACUUACAAGUCAGCCUGUUCUUCUGACCAAAUAGAAACUUGUGUUUGAUCAAAGUAUUUUAUCUGUGUUGUCUCUUGAAACCCAAAUAAAAGCAGAAAAUGUGU